UGCAGAUACUGGAAGAAGCAGUUAACUAUAGCUAAGGAUGCUCGCCGUGUAGAUAUUCUCUGUUAUAGGAUAUUUCUGAGUUACAGGCUCUUGGAAGGGACUUCCAUAUUUAAUGCACUCCAUCAAAUUGUCAAAGAAGCUAAGGAAAAAUUGGAACCAGAGGUAGGUCCUCUGAAUGAUUCUGCAAAAAUGGCAAGGGGAAUUGUCAGCAGACUCUCAGUAGCCGGGGAUGUGCAGGCUCUCUGUUCGCUUGCUAUUGAGAAAGCUGAUGGAUUGCUGGCCUCAAAGUGCAGCACAAGCCUAGAUAACAUUGAAAGUUCCCUUCCCGCAGCUUGCAAGUUUGUCUUCGAGGAAAUUGCAUCUUCUUCAGUCUUAGUUAAAUUGAUAGAAAUAUCUACUGCACCGUUUGAUGAUAUUGAAGGGUUUAAGCUAUGGUAUUGUAAGACUAGAGAAGAGAAUUACACCAAAGAGCCUGUUAAAGUCUUUCCAAGAUCUCAAAGGACGAUUUGGAUAUCAAAUCUGCAGCCCUGCACGGAGUAUUCAUUCCGAAUAGUAUCCUUCGCCGAGGCUGGUGAAUUGGGACAUUCUGUGGCAAAAUGUUUUACGAAGAGCAUAGAGAUAAUUCACAAGAACUCGAACCCUCUUGCUGCAAAUCUACAGAAGGAGAAUUCAGGAGGAGGAAUAUCUGGUGCCAAGCGAGACUGUAAGACUGUAACAGACAUUGAAACUGACUCUGCAUUUAAGGUUCAAGACCUUGGGAAGAACUUGAGGCUAGCAUGGGCCCAAGAACAAGGCGUUCUUCAGGGGUUCCGUGGUGCAGAUGUUAAAAUAUGUUCUGGGGAUCGUAAUUUUAUUAAUCCAGAAACUGUAAUUGAAGACAGGUUGCAAUCCAUUCCAAGGGAGAUUGACUUGAAUGUUUCGUCAGUGCCUGAUCUGAAUGAAGAGUUUACUCCUCCAGUUGAGUCAUCUAGAGACAACUGGAACCACACGAAAACUGAUGAUGGACCGGCUGUUGACUCCCGGGUGGAAGCUUGCCCGAAGAUGGCACAUAACACCAAUGUGGAGAUGCAAGAUUCUGUUAGCAAUCUGACCAAUGGAUCACCAUCCCAAGCCGGGAAUGUAUCGGGAAGCUUGGAUGAAAACUUUGAAUACUGUGUUAAAAUUGUUCGUUGGCUGGAAUGUGAGGGCCAUGUUACGGAGGAAUUCAGAAAGAAGUUUCUGACGUGGUUCAGCUUGAGAUCAUCUAAACAGGAACGUCGAGUAGUCCAAACUUUUAUAAAGACUUUAAUGGAAGAUCCAAGUAGCUUGGCGGAACAGUUGGUUGAUUCUUUUUCAGAGAUCAUAGCUGUGUCUGGCCAGAGGUCUAGAGAACUUUGGCAUUAAUUUAUGCGGAUUUUGGAAAGACAGUACUGCUAGUUAACUCCAAGACUUAUCAUCCAAAUGUCAAUAGAUAUUGCUGAUCAUCACAUCAAUUCUUCGUACAGGUAUUUUCUAAGUCUCUUCUGAAAUGAUUCAUUACUAAAGUGGACAACUGCAGAUGAAGUAUUUUUCGUUGGCAGAAAUUUCUCAAUUGCUCAGAAAAACUGAAUUUUAGAUUCUAUUUGGAAUUGGUAGUAGCUUGACUUGGUUUUUAGGCAUUCGUUUGUCCAAUUCAUGGACGUGGCUUAGCUUUUCGUAGCUGUUAAAUCAGUCCUGAACUAUUACGUUAUUUCCCUAUUGGGAUCUCCCUUUUAUGCAAAUUCAACAUUAAUGCAAUUUGGUUCUGAAUCAUUGUUCA
This is a messenger RNA of Olea europaea var. sylvestris, 1777 nucleotides long. RefSeq names its product VIN3-like protein 1. Gene Ontology annotation, molecular function: protein binding. NCBI's taxonomy places the organism in Eukaryota, Viridiplantae, Streptophyta, Magnoliopsida, Lamiales, Oleaceae. Gene Ontology annotation, biological process: vernalization response; epigenetic regulation of gene expression. The annotation marks the transcript as partial. The record is from RefSeq and is a predicted model, not a curated record. The transcript has 2 exons.